UGCAUGAUUGUUUCCUUUCCAUUGAUUAAAGCUACGGUCUACGCAACAUCGGCUAGGAGUUUACCCACACCUCCAGCAUUUGCAAUGAUCAACCCAGUAUCCGAGACCAAUUUCUAUGCCCCGUACCAACAACAAAUGCCAAUUGAUGAAUAUCCUCAGGGACUUGGUCAGCCUGACUGCUGUUACUUCCUGAAAACUGGAGACUAUAAAUACAAACGUAAUUGUAGAUUUAACCAUCCUAAGCUUCAAAGUUCCAAGUCAACGUCAUGUGCUCUUAGCAACAAGGCUUUGCCUCUGAGACCUUUAUGUGAUCGAAGAAGAAUGAACAACAACUAUUGGUUCUCAGUGGUUUCUUUCAAAAGUUGCUCAUUCACUUCUGGGGCGAGUACAAAUGACAGAAAGUUGUUAUUUUUGGUUAAGUUAAAAUAUGUAUUUAUCAGAGUCAUGGAAGUUCAAGUUCAUGUUUUGAGAUUCUACAAUACUAAUUUUAGUGUUUUAUCUAUUUAUUAUGAAUUCCUUGACUGUGAACAAGUGUCAAAGUUUACACUGUUAGACAAAUUGUAA
This is a messenger RNA of Coffea arabica (coffee), 564 nucleotides long. Lineage: Eukaryota; Viridiplantae; Streptophyta; Magnoliopsida; Gentianales; Rubiaceae. The record is from RefSeq and is a predicted model, not a curated record.